Messenger RNA from Eutrema salsugineum, 1340 nucleotides. RefSeq names its product DNA repair protein XRCC2 homolog. Gene Ontology annotation, biological process: double-strand break repair via homologous recombination. The transcript has 10 exons. Gene Ontology annotation, cellular component: replication fork; Rad51B-Rad51C-Rad51D-XRCC2 complex. Lineage: Eukaryota; Viridiplantae; Streptophyta; Magnoliopsida; Brassicales; Brassicaceae. Bases 32 to 1060 code for a protein of 342 amino acids. Gene Ontology annotation, molecular function: ATP-dependent DNA damage sensor activity; DNA binding; ATP binding. The record is from RefSeq and is a predicted model, not a curated record.
ACAUCCACGCCUGCCGGAAUUGUCAGGGGCGAUGGGAGAAGAUAGAGGUUGUGGUUGGAUUCGCGGUGACGAGACUGCGAAGCAGAUGUUGUCUAGGGUUCUUAGAGACCGUGCGUUCCUGCUUCUUCCGCCUCUUCACCGUGUUCCUUUACGUGCCGGGAACGUAGUGGAGAUCACUGGCGCGUCUCCGUCAGCGAAAACUCAGAUCCUGAUUCAGGCUGCUAUCAGUUGCAUUCUUCCGAAGACGUGGAACGGCAUUCACUAUGGAGGAUUAGGAAAAUUGGUUUUGUUUGUCGAUCUCGAUUGCCGUUUUGAUGUGCUGCGUUUAUCUGAAAUGCUCAAGCAUCGUCUUCUCCAAGCUAACCGGUUAGGCAAUGGAACAUGGUGGCAACUUGAAGAGUCAAAUGUUAGAAUUUGCACAUCUGCACAAGACAAGUCAAAGACUUUGUUUGAUGAGGAUUUAUAUGUUUCAUGCAUGAAAAGGUUCCUGUAUCUUCGCUGCUAUGAUAGCCUCGAGCUUUUGUCCAGCCUCAAGACAUUGCAUUACAGAAUCCGACAGCAGGAAGCGUGUGGAAGCCAAGUCGGAGUGCUUAUGAUUGACAGCAUCGGGGCUUUCCACUGGACUGAUCGUCUAUCAUCAUCAUUGGCAUUAGAGACAAAUAACAGGAAAAGUCUCUCCCUAACAAAUGUGGUGGAGACGAUUGUGCAAGAGAUGAAGAAGUUACUUCAGGUGCAUUCACUGGUAGUGAUUGCCACUAAGACUACAAUUUACGAAGAAAAGUACUCCACAAAUGAGAAUAGUCGGAAGUUCUCCUCAAACGACGAUUUGUCAGGGAAUAGUUCAAGUAGAGCUCACCAACCUCCAUUUCGUGAAUUCAUGCCUUCUACUUGGCAGGCAUUUGUGACACAUAAGAUAAUCAUAAGGAAAUCAGGUGAUCAUCAGUCUUUGCAAACGGGAAAACAAAGUUUGUCGGCAUAUUCACUUGAAUGGUUACAACCGCAACUUAGUAGCAUAGACCGAUUCAUAGUAGACGAUUCUGGUAUUGUCAUUGUCUCAUGACUUAGAUUCCGUUUCAGCCUUUCAGAAACCAUAACUAUUGUAAGGUAGCUAUUAGCUAAGCAGCGUGCAGUAAAGUCGACAGAUGUAAAGUUAAUGCGGAGUUUAUUUCCCUUAUUUAUUUACAUCAGAAAUAUGGAAAAAAAUGGACAGAAAAGGUUAAACCUCUAAAGGUAAAAAUGUGUCUUUCUCUUUUUAUCUUUUUUACUUGAUUAGGUUAUUCUUGCAAUAUUUGGGUAACCUUAUCUUAGAUAUAAAAAGAAAGAAAACCACGCUUACACAC